Prunus armeniaca (apricot) is the source of this 717-nucleotide messenger RNA. The record is from the annotation of a GenBank genome assembly. NCBI's taxonomy places the organism in Eukaryota, Viridiplantae, Streptophyta, Magnoliopsida, Rosales, Rosaceae.
AUGGCAUCAAUAAGGUGCUUGACCGUUAAUCACCGUCAUCAUCAUCAUCAUCCACGGUUGAGUUCAAGUUCAAGUUCAAAACCCAGCAAAAGCACAACCCAAGUAGUAGACAAGGCAGAGCAAGUGGUUCGAGUUUCAGUUCCCAUUUCCUCAUUGAUUUCAAGAAGAUGUGCGAUUCUGAUCACUUGGCUGCCUCUGAGCCUCAUUUCAGCGUCUCCGCCUUCGGAGGCCAGAGAGAGACGCAACAGGAAAGUCAUUCCUCUUGAAGACUACCGCACUACCCCAGCUGAUGGAUUGAAAUAUUAUGAUUUGGUUGAGGGGAAGGGUCCAGUAGCUGAGAAAGGAUCAACGGUUGAGGUUCACUUUGACUGUUUAUAUCGCGGGAUUACGGCUGUAUCAAGCAGGGAAUCUAAACUCUUAGCUGGAAAUCGUAGUAUUGCCCAGCCAUACGUGUUCAAAGUCGGAGCUCCUCCUGGGAAAGAACGAAAGCGUGAGUUUGUGGACAAUGCAAAUGGUCUAUUUUCUGCACAAGCUGCACCAAAACCCCCUCAAGCAAUGUACUCGGUAACUGAGGGGAUGAAAGUAGGGGGGAAGCGAACUGUGAUUGUUCCUCCUGAGGCUGGGUACGGUCUAAAGGGCAUGAAUGAGAUCCCUCCUGGAGCGACAUUCGAGCUAAAUUUGGAGCUUUUGCAAGUGAUUCCACCUGAAGGAAAGUGA